Messenger RNA from Aspergillus tubingensis, 669 nucleotides. Its product is annotated as C2H2 type zinc finger domain protein. The coding region runs from base 1 to 669 and encodes 222 amino acids. The transcript is spliced from 2 exons. Lineage: Eukaryota; Fungi; Ascomycota; Eurotiomycetes; Eurotiales; Aspergillaceae. The record is from RefSeq and is a predicted model, not a curated record.
AUGCUUGUUAUUGGCCUGUGGUUGAGCAAGGAACGGAAAGCCCGAUCGAAAGCCAUUGACCUGCACAAUGUCCUGGGCUCAGCCAUACGUCAGCAGACUGGGGCAUGGGAUGCCUCUAUAGCAGAUGCAAGUAGUACUUGUAAAUGGCCCAUCGCGACAUAUCAGGCAAUCCUGCUCCAUCUAAUUUUCGCCGCUUUAUAUCGGGGCGGUGGGGAGCUAGACCUUGACCUGAAGCCUUCCCUUGCACCUGCAGAUGCCGAACUACUGGAAAGACUUAUCAUAAGCUGCAAGAAGCUUGGAAUGCUCUACUACCCAAAUAUACUGCAGCAUUAUUGCGACAGUAUUCUGCCGGGAUAUACAUGGGUAAGUGUUGAGGAGGUAAAGAGGUUCGAUCUGGCUUUAUUCAAAGUCUGUGGAGCUUUUGGUAUCUCAGGCAAAGAAGAGCAUAGAACGGGUAACUUUGACGGGAGGAUCCGUGCAUGCGACUUACAAUUUCCACCACCCAGGAAUACGCCGUUGUGGAAUGCUGUAACGAAAGAAGAGUGGGAAUCCGCAGCGACAGCGGAUAUGGACCGCCAUAGCCUGGAUGACCCUUUGCCUCUACAAUGGAUCUCUAAUUCUGCAGAGAUUGUGGAACUUAUUGCUACUGGGUCUCCUGCAUUACUUUAA